GAAAGUUCAUAGGAAAAUGUGAAAAGUUUUUUGUUUUUUGACAGGAGUAAUUUUUUUUUGACAAGAGUAAUGAUUAAAAAAUUAAUAUGAAUUAAUUGUUAGCACUUGAGAAUUUGAUUCUUAGACCGGAUGAACAUUUUACCCCUCAAAUAAAGCGCGCAACGCACGGCCAUCAGAUCACUUUUUGAUGAAAUUCACGACGGUGGUAGAACUCGAACCUCUGACCGCCUCACCCAAGCACUUAAGACUUGGGGUCGAUGCAUUGACAGGAAGUAAUAUCUUAAGGAAUUUUGAGAGAAACAUUCAGAGGACUCGAACACGAGUUCAGUUAGAAUUUUCACGUAAAAAGUUAUCAUUUGCCCUGCCUAAGGCUUUUUGAAGGAAAAUGCCUGCUGUAACGAAAAUAAAGAGUUUUUUUUUUUUUUUACUUACGAAUGUCAUAAAAAUACAAACUAAUGAUAUAAUUAAUAUUUUUUUAUUUAAUUUAGUUAUUUUAAUUUAAUAUUUUUAUAAAAUUUAAUCAAAUAAUUUUAUAACAAAAAAAUAAUAAUUAAUUUUUUUUCUUUUCUAUAUGUAAUUUUUUUCAAGUAUUUUUAUUUAAAUUUUUAAUAUUGUUCACUGAAUUAUGUAGCGAGAGGGAUCUAAAAACCCUGGUGAUGUACUAGCAGCCCUCAGUGGGCUGACCAUAUGUAUCAAACAUUUUAGCUCAUACCAAGGUCCAAGUCCUUCCUCUAAAAUUUUCCCUCGUUCAAAAAAAAAAAAAAAAAAAAAACCAACCUCCCAAAUGACUAUGGUCCCUGGAGCUGUGGGAGAACAGUUGCUUGUACCAUCGUGUGAGGUUUUUUAUCUAAUCUAUUAGCCUCUUCUUACCUAGUUGGAAAGAUAAAAUGGUAAGCGUUUUGAAGGGAUAGGAGGUGGCAAGGAAGGUACGGAGUUUUGUUGGUGGUGGUGUGCUGGACAGAUAGGUGAUGGUGGAUGGGAUUGCUACAAUUGCAUUGGGUCAAGGUGGCCUAGGUGGAACUUCAGCAGAUUGGGGUGUGGCCAUCAGCUCUUGAUUGCUGGUAGUGUGGGUGGAACUGGUCGGUUGUAGAAGGUUGAGGGUUGAGGGAGGCGCUAUGUUGAGUGGCUUGUUUGUUACUUUGGUGUGGAUUUUUUAAUCACUAAGUCACUAAAAAAUAAAAAUGUUAAUAUUAGAUUUAGCAUCAAUGUUAUAUGUAUUAAUUUAAUUAAUAAAAGCUUAUCCACUCA
Molecule: messenger RNA, 1248 nt
Organism: Rubroshorea leprosula
Lineage: Eukaryota; Viridiplantae; Streptophyta; Magnoliopsida; Malvales; Dipterocarpaceae
Source: the annotation of a GenBank genome assembly